Molecule: messenger RNA, 2757 nt
Organism: Dichotomopilus funicola
Lineage: Eukaryota; Fungi; Ascomycota; Sordariomycetes; Sordariales; Chaetomiaceae
Product: P-loop containing nucleoside triphosphate hydrolase protein
Exons: 3
Coding region: 1-2757 (918 amino acids)
Biological process (GO): microtubule-based movement
Cellular component (GO): kinesin complex; nucleus; microtubule
Molecular function (GO): ATP binding; ATP hydrolysis activity; microtubule motor activity
Source: RefSeq, a predicted model, not a curated record
AUGCCGGGCCUGACGCCAAAAAACACAAACCUCUUUCAAGUGUUUCUUCGUCUCCGCCCACCACCGGGUGGAGCCGCCAACGCCGGGGAGCGAUUUCUAACUGUAGAGCCGGCCGAAGAUGACGAUACGACGCCAAAACACAUCACGUUAAACCCGCCUAACGAUAGGCGACGCGCCGUCGAGAAGUUUGCCUUUACUCAAGUUUUUGAGGAGGAAGCAACACAGCUUGAUGUCUUCCAUUGCACGGGGGUGGCCGACCUGGUCAAGGGCGUAUUAGCGCCCACGGGUGGUGAUGGGACAGACGCGCUCCUUGCCACGUUGGGUGUUACAGGGUCGGGAAAGUCGCACACUAUCCUCGGAUCACGAUCUCAACGCGGCCUCACCCAGCUCGCACUCGAUGUCAUAUUUCGGUCUCUCGGUGACAACUUGGUCGACUGCGACGCGAAUCCGGCCCUGGAACCGUCGAUUAUUGCAUCCGAUUCGUCUGAGGCCGCCAUAUUUUCUGCCCCAGCCUUUCUCGAUACUGUAUUCACAGACCCAUCGACAUCUUUCCGCGCAAGCUCUAGGGCCCAGACCCCCAUGAUUGUAGGAUCCUCUCGGUCAUCUCCUCCCCAAACGUUUUCUCCGCAGGAACAAGGCCAGAAUGGCCCCAGUGGGCCAGACUGUGCCUGGAGGGAAAAGAGUCUACGCAUCGUCAGUCGCGAGGACUCAGUGGCGCCAUCAUCACCCUUAACUCCAGUAAUAUCAAGCAAGAUAUGUGAUGCUGUGUUGUCGAGUCGGAGCAUCCACUUCCACAACACACCUCGGGGAUUUUGGCAUCGACAACCGCAACAAGCACAUGGCGGCCCAGGGGGCAAACAAGCUCCCAAGCAUUUCAUGGCUCCUACAGAAUCCAUCCGUCUGAAGAAAGGUACUAAAACUGCAUCGCAACCCCAGGGCGAAUCCGGAAACCGACCCCAGACGCCAUCACGCAAGCUACAUCGACCGUCCACCUUCCCGCAACAACCCGACAUCGGUGCACUCUCCGUAUCUUGCGACCCGUCAGCCGAAUAUGCCGUUGUCAUUUCGAUGUACGAGGUAUACAACGACCGGAUUUUCGAUCUACUAACCCCGGCGGUCAAAUCAGCAGCCACCAAAGAGUUUCGACGACGCCCACUACUGUUUAAACCCACCGAAGGGUCGCCGGACCGCAAGGUGGUAGCCGGAUUGCGAAAGGUGAUCUGUGGCAACUUACAGCAAGCAUUGAUGGUACUCGAAGCGGGUUUACACGAGCGAAGGGUGACCGGGACCGGUAGCAACAGCGUGAGCUCACGCAGUCAUGGUUUCUUCUCGGUAGAGGUGAAGAAACGUCUCAAGAGCAACCGGAAAUACGGAGCGAACGGGCCCUGGAAUGGGAGCGCGCUCACGGUUGUCGACCUUGCUGGGAGCGAGAGGGCCAGAGACGCCAAAACAGCGGGCGCAACGCUGGCCGAGGCGGGCAAGAUCAAUGAAAGUCUCAUGUACUUGGGGCAAUGCCUGCAAAUGCAGAGCGACGCCUCUCACAAGGACAAGUGCAAGCUGACCGAGUUGCUCUUCUCCAACUCAUAUCCGUCUGCUUCUGCCCACGCGUCCGGCAGGCACCGAAACCCGCAAAAGGCCGUCAUGAUCGUGACCGCAGACCCACACGGCGACUACAACGCGACUUCACAGAUUCUCCGUUACGGGGCACUAGCGCGAGAGGUCACAGUGCCCCGCGUCCCGAGCAUCACCCAGACGAUUCUUGCAGCGACAGCCCAGGCGCCGCCCGCAUCAUCGUAUACCAGUCCUACAUCGCCAACACUGACGCGCCCGUUUUCCCCGCCAGGAUCGGUCAAGUACCCCAAGCUGCAUUCACCGCCCAACAUUAUGCGGAAUAUCUCCCCAGUCAGCAGCAACUCUGGUAGCACCAGCGAUCUGCAUAGAAGUACGAUGGAGGCAGCCGCUCUCGAGAUCGCGCGCCUAUCCGAAGAAGCCGAGUAUCUUCGCCAGGCACUCGACUCGGAACGUGCCGCUCGACAGGAAGCAGAAUCCCAUCUGUUGUCAAUGGAGGACCGCAUGAUCGAGCUGGAGCAGGUGAUUCGCGAGGACUGUACCAAUGAAUUCGAGCAGCGGCUCGAUAUCGAAAUGGCGCGGUGGCGGGCAACAAUGCAGGUGGAAAUGGAGCGCGGAGAAGAGCAUUGGGGCCGGAAGAUCGAGGUCUUUGAGCGGAGUCUGGGAAUGCAGAUGAACGGUGAUGAAGAUGAGGAGGAUGAGGACAAGGAAAACAUGCUCGUGGAGGACAUCCAUCAGGAAAAUGAGCGAUUGCGCUGGGAGAACGAUGCGCUCCGGCGAGAAAUCUCCGGGUUUAGCCCCACCAAACGGAUGCCCCUUCAGGAGAGGGGUGGCGAGGCAGGACUCAGCGCGAGAACCAGGCCGGCUACAGCGGAGACGGGGAGCCCGCGGACACCGCGUAUGACACGGUCCGGUGCAGGAUCGCGCGGUGUUGCGCCGCCUGCUCGAGGUAGCCGUACUACUACUGGGGAUGAUGAACACAGCUUGCUGUCGCGAAUGGAGAUGUUGCGCGUUAGUGACGCGCCCACGAUGACGACGACGACUACAACGACGAAAACCACAAGGACGACCACGGCAAGGGCGGCUACGGCCCGUACGUCAGCAACCGCGACCGCUAGCACUCGAAAAGUGCGCCGGCUCCCGGCUAAGAAGUGGAAUGCAGUCAACGAUGAUGAUGAUAUGUUUUGA